ACAAAAUGGCGUCCAUGUUGCUGUGCUGCAGACGAGCAAGGUUUUCAUUCUCUUCUCGUAUUUUAUCCAAAACAUUUACCAGUCUGACUCCAAGCCACUGUUCACCGGGGGAUAAAUUUCAUUCUUCUUCAGUCAAAAUAAUUUCAAACCUUCAUCUGCGUUUGUGUUCAACUGCAAACGUCAAAACUGAUAAGAAUCUUCUCUCCAAGCUGAGGAAAUCAACUGGUUUUGGUUUCUCCAAAUGCCGAGAAGCACUUGUUUUAAACAAUAAUGAUUACAGUGCUGCUGAGGCCUGGUUACAUGAGCAGGCAGAGAAGGAGGGAUGGGCCAAGGCAACAAAGUUACAAGGGCGUGCGGCAUCGGAGGGGUUAGUAAGUGUGAUGGUUGAUAAUGAAGAUACCAAUCUGGCUGCUAUGGUUGAGGUUAAUUGUGAAACAGACUUCGUAGCAAGAAGUGACAUGUUUGUAGACCUCAUCACCAUGGUAACCCAUGCAGCCGUAGGUCACCGUAAGGCUGUGGUCGAACAAAAUCGUAAACUCAACAUGUUUGGAGACUCGUCUGUCCAUUUAAGGGAAGUGCUUCUGACCCAUGACCUCCGAGACCUCAAAACCAAGAAUGGCACUCUGGAGGAACUGGUUGCCAAGACGAUAGGAAAACUUGGUGAGAAUAUCAAGCUUGGUAGGGCAAUCACCAUGACAACCGAGUCAGAUAAUGUAUUUGGUAGCUAUGUACAUGGUCCUUUUGUUAAAAAUAUUAAUAAUUGUUCUGUCGGCAAGUUUGGGGCCAUAGUAGCACUAAAGCCACUACGUACUGAUGUUAAUAAUGAGCAAAUAUCAGCUUUAUCUAGUAGGCUUGCUCAACACAUUGUUGGCAUGAAUCCAAAAGUUAUCUCGAAGAGUGCAACAGAUAAACCUAAUGAAGGCUUUGAUGAGAGUGACGUCUUAGUUGAGCAAGAGUAUCUGCUCGAUGGUUCAUUAACCGUUGGUGAGUUGUUGGAGAGAGAAGGUGUUAAAGUGGUGGAUUUUGUAAGGUAUGAAUGUGGUGUAAUCUGAAAUAGUUUUAAUCCUAGACAAUUAUUUAAACUUUAUAUUAUAUCCCCUGUAAAAAGCAUUUAGUGCUUAUAUUUUUUACCUAUAUGAUGAUUGCAAAACAUGAUAUAUCCUAAUGGGCUCCCAUUCAAUCAACUCUGAAUGGGAGAUUCAUAACCAUCAUUUCAUAGGGGUUUUUCAUAUGAUAUCACGCUGUAGAGAAAUUUGUUUAAUAUUCAAAGUUCUCAUACCAAUAUUAGAAAAAAACUAUUAAGUUUCAUGAAGAUUGCAAGUGAAGAUUUUUUUUGACAUGAAAUUUCACCAAAUUUGUCUGCAGUGGUGGAUCCAGGGGGGGUUCGAAGGGUUCCACGGAACCCCCCUUGAAGGUUUGAUCUUUUAGGUAGUAGAAAUGUGUCUUAUAUAAAUUUUGCUUAAAAGUAU
This is a messenger RNA of Actinia tenebrosa (Australian red waratah sea anemone), 1469 nucleotides long. RefSeq names its product elongation factor Ts, mitochondrial. The record is from RefSeq and is a predicted model, not a curated record. NCBI's taxonomy places the organism in Eukaryota, Metazoa, Cnidaria, Anthozoa, Actiniaria, Actiniidae. Gene Ontology annotation, biological process: mitochondrial translational elongation. Gene Ontology annotation, molecular function: translation elongation factor activity; protein binding.